Molecule: messenger RNA, 632 nt
Organism: Sinocyclocheilus anshuiensis
Lineage: Eukaryota; Metazoa; Chordata; Actinopteri; Cypriniformes; Cyprinidae
Product: SWI/SNF-related matrix-associated actin-dependent regulator of chromatin subfamily D member 3-like
Exons: 4
Coding region: 95-322 (75 amino acids)
Source: RefSeq, a predicted model, not a curated record
GUCCACAGCCAAUCAGCACGAGAUUGCAUCCCUGGACAACAAGAUCCAUGAAACUAUCGAGUCGAUCAACCAACUGAAGAUCCAAAGAGAUUUUAUGCUUAGCUUCUCCAGGGACCCCAAGGGCUACAUCCAGGACUGGAUCUGUUCCCAGAACCGGGACCUUAAGCUGAUGACAGAUACAGUAGGAAAUCCAGAGGAAGAGAGAAGAGCAGAGUUUUAUAACCAGCCCUGGUCUCAGGAAGCUGUCAGCCGCUAUUUCUAUUGCAAGAUUCAACAACGAAGACAGGAGCUUGAACAAGCUUUGGCAAUUCGAAACACCUAAAAUAUCUCCGUUUCAAGAAUAAGUUGACAACUAGUUUGCUUCACCUGUGGCUUGGUCACUUUUAUUCUGGUGAUAUCCACACUGGGCAGUUUUCCAUGGACAUGAAAGUAUUAGACCCCUUCUCAGAAUGAGGUUUGGACGGAUUUUUUAACCAAUGAGGGACAACAAAAGUGUAAUUGUACUUUUAUUUAAUGUAUGUUUACUGUACAGUUGAAUGUAUAUAACCUCACAGUACAAUGAAUUCAAGAAAGUGGCUUGGAAAUGCCACUUUCACACUGAUAACACACAAAUACAGCAGCUAUCUUCAUUG